AUGGAGAUCUUCGACACCGCCAAUAUGCAGGCUGCUCUCUCGUCCGAGAGCUCGGAGAAGAAGGCACCUGCUGUCGUCAUCGACAACGAGGGAAAGGCGUGGGCCAAGCCUCUUCCCUACAACUACGACGAGCUUGCCAAGCAGGGUCCAGUCGAAACUACUGACUGGGAGGGCAAUGGUGCCAUCUACGAGUGGAACGACGAGUUCGGCGAUGUUGGCCCCAAGUUCCCAGAGCUCGAGCUGGCCCUCUUCGGCAAUCCUGACACCCGCCACGACCACUCUGGUCUCGACUUUUCAGUGCAAGUCAUCUCCUCUGUCGACGUCAGCCAGGACGGCCCCACUCGCAUCGAGCCCGUUCACUCCUACAAGGACGCUGGCUUGCACCCUGUCAUGCUGGAGAACGUCGAGCUCGCUGGAUAUGAGGCACCCACUCCAAUCCAGAAGUACACCUUGCCGGCCAUCCACCAGGGCCUCGAUGUGGUCGCCGUGGCUCAGACUGGUUCCGGCAAGACCGCCGCCUAUCUCAUUCCCAUCCUCAACAAGUUGAUGGGCAAGGCCAAAAAGCUGGCUGCUUCUCGCCCCAACCCCUCCGAGGUUGCGCUUGGCCAGGUCUUUGUUCGUGCCGAGCCCCUGGUGGUCAUUGUCUGCCCCACCCGUGAGCUCGCGAUCCAAAUCUUCAACGAGGCCCGCAAGUUUUGCUACCGCACCAUGCUUCGUCCCUGCGUCGCCUAUGGUGGCGGUCCGAUCCGCGACCAGAUUCAGCAGCUUGGCAAGGGCUGUGAUGUACUCAUUGCCUCCCCUGGCCGUCUGUGUGACUUCAUUCAGCGUCCCGAUGUUCUCUCGCUUCGCCGCCUGAGAUACAUGGUCUUCGAUGAGGCUGAUGAGAUGCUUCAUGACAGUUGGCGUGAGGAGUUCGAUGUCAUCAUGACCGGUGGUGAGCAGCAAGAGGGCAGUAUCAAGUACAUGCUCUUCUCGGCCACCUUCCCCAAGCCCCUUCGCGAUCUUGCCAAGGAGCACCUCUCUUCGUCCAGUGUCCGCAUCAACAUUGGACGCAUUGGCAGCACCCAUGCCAACAUCAUGCAGAGAAUCCUCGAGGUGGCCCCCUUCGACAAGAAGACUGCUCUCAAGGAUCAGAUCAACUCGCUUCCUGCUUGUCGCACCAUCAUCUUCGUCAACAGCAAGCGCACUGCUGAUGACCUUGACGACUUCUUGUACAACAUGGGCUUUCCCUGCACUUCAAUGCACAGUGACCGUACCCAGCUGGAGCGGGAGGCUUCCAUGCGGGCUUUCCGCGCCGGUAAGACCCCCAUUCUCAUCGCCACGGGCAUCAGCGCUCGCGGAAUCGACGUGAAGAACGUGAACCACGUCAUCAACUACGACCUCCCCAGCAUGGACCACGGUGGUAUAGAGGAGUACACCCACCGUAUAGGUCGUACCGGACGCAUGGGUCAGCGGGGCAUUGCCACUUCAUUCUACACCGAGCGAGACGAGCCCAUUGCCAGCGUUCUCGUUCGCACCCUCUUGGAGACCAAGCAGGAGGUUCCUGGGUUUCUCGAGCCGUUUAAGCCUACAGGAAAGGGGUUGGAGAACCUGAAGUUCGAGACUGAGAGCGACUUUGACCCCGAGGAGGCUGGUGUUGCCCACCUUGGCAUCUCUAGCGGCGAUGGCGGUUGGUCCAACGAGGGCUAUGGUGGCGAUGAUGAUGCUGCUUCUGCUGCUGCUACUGGUGAAGAUGCUGCCUGGGGCGGCGGCGGAGGCGGCGGCGAUGCUUCUGCUGGUGGCAAUUCUGCUUGGGGUGGUGCUAGUGACAAUACCGGCAACGAGAUCAAGAAGGAGGAAACCCAGGCCGCUUCCGUCUGGGAGUCUUCUGCUGGCGGCUCUGCUUGGUAA
This is a messenger RNA of Colletotrichum destructivum, 1890 nucleotides long. RefSeq names its product Putative ATP-dependent RNA helicase DEAD-box, Helicase superfamily 1/2, ATP-binding protein. Gene Ontology annotation, molecular function: ATP binding; RNA binding; RNA helicase activity. The transcript has 5 exons. The record is from RefSeq and is a predicted model, not a curated record. Gene Ontology annotation, cellular component: nucleus. Bases 1 to 1890 code for a protein of 629 amino acids. Lineage: Eukaryota; Fungi; Ascomycota; Sordariomycetes; Glomerellales; Glomerellaceae.